Molecule: messenger RNA, 564 nt
Organism: Vicia faba (fava bean)
Lineage: Eukaryota; Viridiplantae; Streptophyta; Magnoliopsida; Fabales; Fabaceae
Source: the annotation of a GenBank genome assembly
AUGCCUCUAUGCCACGGGCUCAUUCCUCGUGAGGUUCCUAGCAUCGAGAAGAAGAGAGGCGAAAAAAAAGGGGAUCAGGAUAAGAAGCCAUCAAUCAUUGUUAUUCCAGGCCCUAAGCCUGGAAAACCCAUAGAUCUUUCCAGGAUGCGGCAAAUACUGUUAAAACUAAAGCAUACACCACCACUACCUCCUCCUGCUAAAGAUGCCAAAGUCGGUAAGGAUGGAAAAGAAACAUCUGCAAAAGCAACUCCUAUAGCUGAAGGUGCAUCAGGAUCCCAGCUAAAGGAUGUCACUUCCAAUGACCCUAUCUAUGCGGAAAUUGAGAAAUUAGAAAUUAUGAUAAAGCUUGCUUCAGACCAAAAUAUAGACCAGGUUUUGUUGGGAUUUAAGAAAUACGCUACUGAAGAACCUACGCUUGUCCAACUACAGUUGCUAACUGCUACUGUCAAACUUUUUCUUAAGAAGCCAACUGAGAGCCCACAACAGGUGAUUCAGGUUGUUUUGAACAAUGCCACUAUAGAGACAGAUAAUCCCAAUUUGCGAGAUCGUGCAUACAUAUAUUGA